AUGACCAAGCGCACGAAGAAGGUCGGCGUGACCGGCAAGUACGGUACUCGCUACGGUGCCUCCCUGCGUAAGCAGGUCAAGAAGAUGGAGGUUACGCAGCACGCCAAGUACACCUGCACCUUCUGCGGCAAGACCACCGUCCGCCGCCACUCCACCGGCAUCUGGAACUGCAAGUCCUGCAAGCGCACCAUCGCUGGCGGCGCCUACAUCGUUGCCACCCCCGCUGCCGCCGCUAUGCGAUCCACCCUGCGACGACUGAGGGAGAUUGCCGAGGUUUAA
Purpureocillium lilacinum is the source of this 279-nucleotide messenger RNA. RefSeq names its product 60S ribosomal protein eL43. Gene Ontology annotation, molecular function: structural constituent of ribosome. Gene Ontology annotation, cellular component: ribosome. NCBI's taxonomy places the organism in Eukaryota, Fungi, Ascomycota, Sordariomycetes, Hypocreales, Ophiocordycipitaceae. Gene Ontology annotation, biological process: translation. The record is from RefSeq and is a predicted model, not a curated record.